Messenger RNA from Leopardus geoffroyi (Geoffroy's cat), 4788 nucleotides. It is a transcript of the gene CCDC134, whose product is annotated as coiled-coil domain containing 134. NCBI's taxonomy places the organism in Eukaryota, Metazoa, Chordata, Mammalia, Carnivora, Felidae. The transcript has 8 exons. The record is from RefSeq and is a predicted model, not a curated record. The coding region runs from base 219 to 908 and encodes 229 amino acids.
AUCCUUGAGCGGCUGCUAGCGCCAAGUGUGGGGUUUCGCGUCUUCGGUGUUCACCCCGCGGACCCUGGAGCCAGGCUGCACGCCGACGUCCUAUCUGCACUUCCCUUCCCGCACCUCCCGGCCUGAAUGUGUUCAGAGUCGCAUACCCAACCUGGAAGAGGUCUGGGAAUGCACGGUGCGAGGAGCAGGAGUGAGAGGCUGGCUCUAGGAUCUUGGAUAUGGACCUUCUUCAGUUCCUGGCCUUCGUCUUUGUCAUGCUAUUGUCUGGGACAGGAGUUACAGGCACCCUGAGGACCUCCCUGGACCCAAGCCUAGAGAUCUACAAGAAGAUGUUUGAGGUGAAGCGGCGGGAGCAGCUCUUGGCACUGAAAAACCUGGCACAGCUAAAUGAUGUCCACCAGCAGUAUAAGAUCCUUGACGUAAUGCUCAAGGGGCUCUUUAAGGUGCUGGAGGACUCGCGGACAGUGCUCAUUGCUGCCGAUGUGCUCCCGGAUGGGCCCUUCCCCCAGGACGAGAAACUGAAGGAUGCUUUCUCCCAAGUAGUGGAGAACACAGCCUUCUUCGGUGACGUGGUGCUGCGCUUCCCGAGGAUUGUGCACCACUACUUUGACCACAAUUCCAAUUGGAAUCUUCUCAUCCGCUGGGGCAUCAGCUUCUGCAACCAGUCGGGCGUCUUUGACCAAGGGCCCCACUCGCCCAUCCUUAGCCUGAUGGCCCAGGAGCUGGGGAUCAGUGAGAAAGACUCUGACUUCCAGAACCCAUUUAAAGCAGACCACCCAGAGUUCAUUUCCAGCACUGACCCUUUCCAGAAGGCCCUGAGGGAGGAGGAGAAACGCAGGAAGAAAGAGGAGAAGCGGAAAGAGAUGCGAAAAGGCCCCCGGAUCUCGAGAUCCCAGUCUGAGUUGUAGCAGGAGUGGCCCAGGGCUCAAGGGGCCAGGAGGAGACCAGUCCGGAGGAAGAGGCAGAGGCAUCUACUGGUGGUGAGAGCCAGCUCUGUGAAAGGGGAGGUGGCCUUUGCUCAGUCCCCUGAAGCUGGCUCUGCGCCCUAACUGAAGUGACUGGGCCACAGAGGGCUGGAUUUCCUUCCUGGGGCCUUCCUGGAGUGGGUGCCAAGGAGGCCUUCAGAGGAUGCCAUGCUGCAGAUCAAACCAUGUUGAGAUGCUAGGGGAGGCUGGAAGGAUCCUGGACUGGACCCUCCCUUUGAGUUAGGACCGCUGACCAGCCAGCUGCCACCCUUCAUGAGGAGGCAGCAGAAUCAGGCUCUGAGCCACUUGUGGAAGUGCCAUGCCUACUGAUGGCCCCACUGUGGCACUGAGCUGCUCAGCACAGGUCCCAGCCCCCUGCAGAGACACAGGAGAAGCCAGCAAGCCCUCUGGGCUAACCGAGGCUGAUUUGGGCCCCUGGGAGCUGUGAGCCCUUUCACAGGGUAGGGGCCUGGGGGGGGGGGGGGCGGGUUACCAGAGGUCCUCACAGAUGUAGAAACUACCUUAGAGGAUGUUCCCACCUCAUGAGGAGGAGCCCCAGGCCCUAGCAGGGCAGCGAAGCAGGGGCUUGGCUUAGGCCUUCUCUUCCCCUUCUCAGCACCAUCCUUCAUGAAGAAGUGUCCCGGGAGGGUGUUUAGCCAAAGACCUUAGAGCAACAUGAUCUCUGUCCUCUGACAUCUGGGAUGGUCCAUGAGCAGGUGCAGGGUAGAGUCGGCUUGUCCUCCAGGCAACUCUAGGAGAUCCUUGGCCUGUGGGUAGGGGCUGUUUUGGGAGACAGGCUGUAGCUCUACAGGAGGCUGUGCUUUGUAAAGGCAGACCUGCUGCAAGCUGGAUUGGUGAGACUGAGCUCCCCAUAGUAGAGACCAGUGGCUGUAGAGCAGGGAAGCUGCAGGGGAAUUAGGCCCUGAAUGGGCAGCUACCCUGUAAUAACGCCCCUCCCAGGCAGAAGAGGGAAAGGCUCUGGUGGGAAUUCUACUUUAGUCUCUUUGACCUGGCCAAGCCAGGUAUGACCAUCCCAGAACCCCCUAGUCCCCCACCACUGACAGAGCCCAAGAGAGACCUGAGUCUUGUCUCAGCCCCUCAGACUUGCCGAGUGAUCCUGGCCCAGCCUGUCCCUGUCCUGUAGCUUCACUGGCAAAAUGAAUUUGAUAAUGUCUGAACCCUCCCCAGCCCUAAACUGCUUCUCUGAGGCUGGGGCCUGGUUUCUCAGUGACAGAUGCCCUUCUCUCAUGGUUCUUCACCAUCCCAUAGGUUUGCUGAGCAUCCCUGUUUACACAGCCGAAGAGAAGGACCCAGUCUUCCCUAUCUUCACCUCUGUCCCAUCUGACACCCCCCAUCCUCCUAGGCUCUUCCUUCUACACCUUUCGCCUCUUCAUCUUGGUCGAUUCCUUCCUCUUCAUCCUCAAAGGGGCCCAGGUUUUCCCAUCUGACACCUUCAAAGAAACAGGCAGAACCACUCUGCUCUCCCCCUCUCCUUCCCUUUGAUGCCGUUGCUGAUUGUUGUUACUUGUUCCUGGGAUUCCCCCUCAAGUCUUACUGCAGACAGAGCCCUCUCACCUCGAGGCCCAAGGGCAUGUGUUUGUCCAGCUUCCUUACAGCUAUGAUUCAGUCCCAGGAGCAAAGUGCCAUCAACCAGAUGCACCAGCCCGUGUGGGAGUUGUGCCGGUGAAGGUAGUGGCCACUGGGACCAGAGGUAGGGGGUCAGGGGGUGGGGGGUUCUAGUGGCCAGACCAACACCAAGGGUGCCCAGUGGUGGCAACAGUGAUGUCUUCAGUGGUGUUUUCAGCAUGGUCUAGGAUGUUUUUCCUGUCUGCUGAGCUUCCUAGUUCAAUCUCAGGCACCCCUGGAGAGUCUGGGAGCUAGCUCCCCUGUGUCCUCUGAGGCAGGAUUUCUCAGCAGUGGCACUGUUUACAUUUAAGGCCAGAUAGUUCUUUGUUGUGUAUAUGAGGAUGGCUGACCUGUGUGUGUAGGAUAUUUAGCAGCAUUCUUAGCCUCUGCCUACCAGAUGCUAGUAGCAGUCUCCAGACAUUACCACAGGACCCCUGGGGACAAAAUCUCCUUGGUCCACAGCACUUGUCCCUCCUUAUCCAAGCCCUACAUCUUCCUCUGCUGUCCCCAGUCACUGCCCUCAGAGAGAUGCUGUUGGAAGCUCCUUGAGAUGAUCCUUCCAGGCUUCUGGGCUGCUAUGUUGUCCUGGUUCUCUGCCCUUAGUCUCAAUCUGCUUUGUCUCUUCCUGAUUCCUCUUUCCUUCCCCACCCCUUAAAUGAAGAGUUUUAGCUUAGUCUCUCCUCUCUGCUCUUUUCUGCUUGGCACCUUUAUCCUCUGAGACCCCAAAGCUGAUGACACCUUCCCUCUUGCCACUGAUAAUCCUCAGUCCUUAGGUUUCAGCUUAUCCAAAACCAAACUUGUAAUUUCCCAUCCCCAAGCCAGCCUGAUCUUUGUGUCAAACCAUGGGGUACAUGUUCUUGCGUAAUGCUGGAGGAAGUGACAAAUCCUGAAAGAUUGGGGGAGGAAGGAGAAGGUGACAAGGCACUGUGAGCAGAGGCCUAAAAGGGGAGGCAUCAAAGGUACUCCGUGAAAAAGCAUGUGCAACAUUCUCUUCUAUGACCUGUAGUAGUUGCCCAGUCUGUGGUAGAUCUCUGGAUAUAUGGUUGUCUAGUCCCUCCCUUUCCAGAUGAAGAACCCAGGUCCUGAGGAGUGACUUGUCUAAGACUGGUCCACUCUUGAGAGCCAGUCUCUGUUCUCCCAGCCAGGGCAAGGUGCCCGCUGGGAGAGAUGUUCAAUUAGGUGGGAUCCAGGGCCAUAGGGACAAUGCCAGUGUUUCGCUGGAUGCAGUGCAGCCACAUUUUUUCUGCAAUUUCUCCUGAGCCUUCAUUUGUGCUCCCUCAGGCCACUUUGUUAGGCCCCACCGCUUCUAGGCAGAUCCAGUAGGGAGUUGUGGGGACAGCACAGAGUGGGAGGUACUGUGCCCGACCUGCUGCUUAGGUUGCCCUCUGCAGGGCGAUGCUCGGGCUUUGGGUUGGGAGACAGCUGUACCAAACUGAGUUAUGGUAGUCCAGAGACAGUCACCCCUCAGUGGGGGGAGCCCUGUGAGAGGUGCAGUCCAAGGUGGCACUGCCCAACUCCAUGCCUGAUCCAGGGCAGGGCAUCAGGGUUUAGUUUCCUGUUUCAGGGUGAGACUGGUAGGUGUAGUCUGCGUAUAAACUCUUCUGCAUGUAAACAGUGAAGAAACAUUCUUGUCCUUUUUUCCCCCCAAAAUAAGUCACUUUUUUCUUAUGUUAUACAUGUUCAUUAUAAGAAGUAAUUUAAACAAUACUGAAACACCAAGAAGAAAAUAAAAUUCACCCUAAGUCCAACCACUCCCAUAAUCAUGACUGACAACUCAGCUGUUGGGCCUUCCAGCCUUUUGCCCUUCAUGUGAGCACAUAGAUCCCUAUUUUUUCAAUUGCAGUAGCUGCUUUGUACGGGCACAUACUAUAUGCCAGGCCUUAUGCCAAGUGCUGGCUGCUGGCAACUCCUCCUGCCUCAGGGCCUUUGUCCAUAUCAUCUGUUCCCCUGGCUACACUAGACAUGAUUCCUCAAAAUUUUAGGUUUCAUCUUAAAUGUCAGAGUCCUUUAACUGACAACCUAAGUUAGGUCCUUUGUUAGUUUCAUCACCCCCUUUACUCUCCAUUGAUUACCUGUACCUUACCUGCUUUCUAUUUCUGUUUAACGUCUGUUCUCUUCACUAGACUGGAAGCUCUCAGAGGGCAGGAACUGCCUUUUUUUGCCUGUCAGAAAUGUUCAAUAAAUGUUGUCAAGUGAA